AUGUUCGUCCAUUCAUUACUCUCGUCCAUUGUUCUCCUUUCUGGAUUAUUAACGACAGCAUUAUGUCAGAGGCAGGAUGCUUUUCAGGAGACUCUGGGACACAUCAGAUCUCAAACUCCACCGGAAAUACAGGCUGCAGCGGCCCAAGGAGUUGCAGAACGAUUAUUGGGUAUCGAACGAGCGAAACACUUCGUGUUACUGGUCAAUCCUGAUUAUGGUCCCAUUGGAAAAGAUACCUUUUUGAUCAAGAAAAAUCACUUUGGUCAAGUUGAAAUCCUAGGCAGUUCUGGUGUCGCUGCAGCCUGGGGUCUACACUAUUACCUCAAAAACUACCGCAACGACCAUAUUUCAUGGGAAGGAAAUCAAAUUGGACCUUACAGUGACUUGCCAGAUGUUUAUGAACAAAUCACCUCAAACGACAGAUUCAGAUACUAUCAAAACGUGUGCUCCUUUGGUUACACCUCAGCCUGGUGGCAAUGGGACCACUGGGAAAGACACAUCGACUGGAUGGCACUUAAUGGAAUCAAUUUGGCCCUUGCUUUUAACGGUCAAGAGGCUAUCUGGCAGCGAGUGUACCACCAAUUGAAUUUCACUACAGAGGAGAUUAACGAGCACUUUGGCGGACCAGCAUUUUUACCCUGGUCUAGAAUGGGCAAUAUUCGAGGAUUCGGCGGCCCUUUGAGCUCCAAUUGGCACGAGAAGUCGCUUCAAUUGCAGCAUCGCAUCCUUAGAAGGAUGAGGGAGUUAGGGAUCAUUCCUGUUCUCCCAGCUUUCGCUGGUUACGUGCCCAGAGCGUUUCCUAGCCUGUUCCCUAUGGUUAACGUCACCAAAAAUGCUGUUUGGAAUCAAUUCUCCGACAAGUAUUGCUGUCCCUAUCUUUUGGACCCUGCAGAACCACUGUUCCAGAAAAUUGGAGAAUUAUUUUUGCAAACGUACAUCGAAGAAUUUGGAACCGAUCACGUUUAUAACUGCGACACCUUCAACGAGAACGAGCCUCAUACCGGUCAAUUGAAGUUCCUGAGGAACGUCGGACACUCGAUUUACACAGCUAUGAAUAAUGUUGAUCGAAAAGCUAUAUGGUUAAUGCAAGGUUGGCUAUUCGUCCACGAUUUAUUGUUUUGGACUGAACCUAGAGUCGAGGCUUUCUUGACAUCCGUCCCAUUGGGAAAAAUUAUAGUACUGGACCUUCAGUCUGAACAAUUUCCACAAUACAAGAGACUGAACUCAUACUAUGGCCAACCAUACAUCUGGUGCAUGCUUCACAAUUUUGGUGGUACUCUUGGAAUGUUUGGUUCUGCUCAAAUUAUCAGUUCUCAAGUUAUGGAAGCAAGAAACACGAAAGGCAGCACAAUAGUGGGAACAGGCCUAACACCGGAAGGCAUAAAUCAAAACUACGUGAUUUACGACUUAAUGAACGAGAUGGCAUACCAACAAGAAUCCGUCUAUUUGGACGAUUGGUUCGAGAGUUAUGCCAGUCGAAGAUACGGCGAAUGGAACGAGUAUACUGUUGCAGCGUGGAAGAAUUUGGGGAGAACGGUCUACAGUUACGCCGACAGCCGGAAAAUUAGAGGGAAAUACGUGAUUACUAGGCGACCAAGCUUAUCUCUCACGCCAUGGACUUGGUACGAUCGUGAGCAAUUUUUCCACACCUGGUACGUGUUCCUGCAACCAGCACACGACAUGCAGGACAACACCCUCUAUCGACACGACGUGGUGGACAUAACCAGGCAAGCUCUUCAGCUCAAAGCAGACGAGCUUUACAUCGAUUUAAUGGAUGCGUUUAAUAAGAAGAAUAUAACCGGGUUCAAGUCACAGGCUGCUCGGCUUCUCGAACUCUUCGACGACCUUGAGGCCAUCUUAGCGUCUAGUAAAGACUUCCUGUUGGGCAGAUGGUUGGAAAUGGCGAAGCAACUGGCUAGUACCGAGGCAGAGAUGAAAUUGUACGAGUACAAUGCGAGAAAUCAGAUCACACUGUGGGGGCCAAGGGGAGAGAUAAGGGACUACGGAAACAAACAAUGGUCUGGAGUUGUCGCGGAUUACUUCAAGCCUCGAUGGACCAUUUUUCUCGAUGGCCUUACAACCACUCUGACCAACGGAACCAAAUUGGACAUUAACAAGAUCAACAAGAGCAUAUUCCUUAAGGUCGAAAAACCUUUCACGUUCUCCAGAAAAAUUUAUCCUACAGUGGAAACAGGAGACUGUAUUGAUAUAGCACUGAAAAUUCAAUCCAAAUGGUAUCAACCACCGUCUACCUUAUCAACCAUGACAGAAAAGUUGCACAAAAGAAAAGACAAACUAAACAUUCUCUUCGUAAACAAACUUAAUACUAGUCACAUUUCCUUUAAAGAUUACUAUACUCUAUAA
Messenger RNA from Habropoda laboriosa, 2364 nucleotides. RefSeq names its product alpha-N-acetylglucosaminidase (gene Naglu). The transcript is spliced from 14 exons. Bases 1 to 2364 code for a protein of 787 amino acids. The record is from RefSeq and is a predicted model, not a curated record. NCBI's taxonomy places the organism in Eukaryota, Metazoa, Arthropoda, Insecta, Hymenoptera, Apidae.